AUGUCUUUCGUCGCGACACGACCCAGGCCGUCUACCUCCGCUCCUUCGGAUGGCUCUCGCACCAUCACGGUCCACGACAACCAGCCCGGCGAGGGCGAUGCCUCCCCUAACGCAAAUAGCGAAUCCGUUGGACGCUUGCGUCUGCGUGGUGCUCCCCGCAACCGGCCGCGCGUAGUCUGGAGGGAGGAUGUGGUCGAUAACGAGGGUGCCGGGAAAAAGUCUUCGAAAAUCUGCUGUAUAUAUCACAAGCCCAAGAAGUUCGAUGAAUCCUCGUCAGAAGAGUCAUCCGACUCGGACUCAGACUCCUCGUGCAGCCAUGGCCAUCCCAGCCGCUCACACCGACAUCAUCACCCCGCCACAAGCGGGAGUGCUGAUGGCCAGGCUGUCCGAGGUGGGGAUAGCGGGACAGUUGUCGAGGAGCUGAGUGAUAUUUCUGACGACGUGAACAUGUACGAACGGAUGUCUGGGGGGAGGAAGUCGCACAAGAAGGGGAAGAAGCCCGUGCGGGAUUAA
Messenger RNA from Postia placenta MAD-698-R-SB12, 513 nucleotides. RefSeq lists its product as hypothetical. Gene Ontology annotation, molecular function: protein phosphatase 1 binding; protein serine/threonine phosphatase inhibitor activity. The coding region runs from base 1 to 513 and encodes 170 amino acids. NCBI's taxonomy places the organism in Eukaryota, Fungi, Basidiomycota, Agaricomycetes, Polyporales, Adustoporiaceae. The transcript has 2 exons. Gene Ontology annotation, cellular component: nucleus. The record is from RefSeq and is a predicted model, not a curated record.